AUGAACCACGACAACAAACACGCAACUGCAACUGCAAGAAAUGUUAUGCUACUUAUCAUCCAUCAUCAAUGCAAGCAAGAUAAUCCAUCCAUUAUGACUGUACUUACUGUACCCAACAUUGCAGAUCCAGAACUCCAUAACAGCCCAAAAACCAACUCAAACCGCUAA
Messenger RNA from Sclerotinia sclerotiorum 1980 UF-70, 168 nucleotides. RefSeq lists its product with no specific name. NCBI's taxonomy places the organism in Eukaryota, Fungi, Ascomycota, Leotiomycetes, Helotiales, Sclerotiniaceae. Bases 1 to 168 code for a protein of 55 amino acids. The record is from RefSeq and is a predicted model, not a curated record. The transcript has a single exon.